Molecule: messenger RNA, 4198 nt
Organism: Bactrocera oleae (olive fruit fly)
Lineage: Eukaryota; Metazoa; Arthropoda; Insecta; Diptera; Tephritidae
Gene: mEFTs
Product: elongation factor Ts, mitochondrial
Biological process (GO): mitochondrial translational elongation
Cellular component (GO): mitochondrial matrix
Molecular function (GO): translation elongation factor activity; protein binding
Source: RefSeq, a predicted model, not a curated record
AAAUGUCAAUUUGACAGCCAUAAUCGCACUCAUUUCAUUGUGCAAUCAAAGAAACUGGAAAACUAGCUAAAGUGUAAUUACCGGCUAUUUUAUACAAUUUUACAAAAAGUAAUAAAUGUAAAAUAACCAGAAACCUUAUCGGUUGCUGAAUUCACUUUAUUCAAUAGUUCUGACUUUCGUGCUUACGCGAUUUCCGCUAACACCACCAUAAACAUCUUAACGGAUUUACUAGUGAUUCUUCGAUUAAGAAUAAUUUAUUUCUAACUAAAUUGCUUGAUGUUUAUAUGUAGCCUAUUUCAAAUUAUAUUUUGUCAACUUAACUCAAAAUAUGCACUCACUUCCACUCUCUCUUGCACGUGUCGUUCCGGUAGGCAGGCAAAAAAUUUGAAGCAGUGCAGUUAAUUGUUAAUAUCCUCAGAGGGAAGCUAAAUUAUUUAAGUGAAAUAAUAAUGUUGCUGCAACAAUUCGCCCGCGCAUUCCACACCACACGGAUAGCGUUAGCCGGUGUUGAGAAGAGUGCUUUGGCCUCACUGCGCAAAAAGACUGGCUACACAUUCGCCAAUUGCAAGAAAGCAUUGGAAAAACAUAAUAAUGACAUCAAUGCGGCCGAAAAAUGGUUGCACGAACAAGCUCAAAGUCUGGGUUGGUCAAAGGCCACAAAACUUGCUGAAAGGACAACUGCUCAAGGUUUAGUAGGUGUACUUAUUCAUGGCAACAUCGGUGCUAUGGUGGAAGUCAACUGUGAAACCGAUUUUGUUGCACGCAAUGAGCAUUUCAAGAAUUUUGUCGAUCACGUGUCACGCAUUUGUGCUAAGUACACCGAAACUACUGAUUUCGAUGGAGAUUUGUGGAAGCUAGGAUUCGAAGCUGAAGCGCUGAAGAACCUCCGGAUGGCAGAUGGCAAAACACUAGGAGACCACCUGGCAUUACUUAUUGGUACUGUAGGAGAAAAUGCUUCAAUUAAACGUGCGAUAUGCUUUAAGACCAGCAAUGAUUUACAAUUAGCUGGGUAUGCUCACCCGACAUCCACAAAUGUGGCUGCAGCGGAGAACACUACGCAAAUCGGCAAAUAUGGAACAAUUGUCGCCUUCCGUGGUUCUGGAGUAGAUGAUGAACUUCAAAAAAAUCUUUGCCAGCAUAUUGUUGGUCUUAACCCCGUGAAGAUUGGAGAAGAAGGAAAAGAUAAACCAGUGGCCAAUAAAGAUGAUGAAACAUGUCUCAUACACCAAGAGUACUUGCUCGACCCCGAUCGCACAGUAAACGAAGUCCUUAAGGAAAAUAACGUGACAAUCAUUGAUUAUCAACGAUACGAAUGCGGUGAGGCAACAAAAAAUGAGCGGUUGGAACAGGCUGAAGUAAGCAAUUAAUUGCGUGUGCUUGCAAAUAUGUAAUGUUAUAUAAUCCAUGAAUUGUUGUUUUUAACUUAGUCAUUACUUAAUUUCAAAUUUAAAUUUAUAGAAAUAUAAACAAGAAUAAAUAUUCAAAAUUCCAUAAAUUUCACAAAAUAAUUAAUACGUUCAUUGUGUUCGUUCCACAAUACAUACUUAUGUAUGUACAUAUGUAUGUCGUACAAGUGCACAGUAUUGCAAACAUACAUUAUAUAGAACCAUAUUUAAUUUUGUAUAUAACAGUAUAUACACUUCGAUACGCAUAUACAUAGCAACACUUGGACUACUAAGAGUUGUCACACUAUAUACUUAUAUACAUAAAUAUGUACAUAUGUAUAUACACGGUUCAACCACGCUCUGUACUGGCGGAUCUACGCAUGAGCGCCUUUAACCAAAGACCUCUUUUUAAGCUUUGAAACAACGCAUGUGCACAGGUAUACCAACAAAACAGGCGAGAGAAAUUAUGGCGGUUAUGGGGAGUUUAAAAUGUUCUCUAUUAUGUGAAUUCGCAUAUUUGUAUAUACAUAUGUAUGUAUUCAUAAUAAGAGUUCACAAUACUGUGAUUAUAACCAAAAAUAAGUAUGUAGAAUAAAAUUAAAGAACAAAAGGGGGAAUGCUUAGUCAACUGCUAGGGCAAUGGCAAAUGCGUUGAACGGCAUCGCAUGCCCGCAUGUUUGCCUAUAGAUUCAAAGAUGUGAAUGUGUAUGUGUAAAUUGUAAGCCAUGGAUUUGUACUUACUAAGUAAAAUUCAACAUCGGUAAUUGCGACAUAUUUUACAAAAUAGGAAAUAUUUGAUCUUCCUAAUAGAAUUAAUAAUAACUUUUAGGUUUUGUAAAAGAAAAUUGUAAGGUAUAUACUUAAAUAUAUGGUAUAUAUAUUAACACACAUUGCAAAUAAUUAAGGAAGCCGACAUUUUAUACAUUUAUUUUUGGUAGUCGCAAACCGUGUCCUUGUGGAGGUCACGUCGAUUUCCUUAUGAGUAGUUAUAUAUGUAUAUCCAAAAUUGAACGUAACACUCCACGAAAUAUAGAUAUGUAUGUGUAUGUUUCGAAAUAUGCAAUAAUGAUCCACAAAAGUGACUGCCACAACAACAAAACGAAACAUUUACUAACUCUUCCCUUUUUCAACUCCAUUUCUAAAUCACCAACAAAUAGCAACAGAGUUUUUCUGCUCACCAAAACAAAGAAAUUUUUUUUUAAAUAUUACAACAACAAAAUCAUAAAACUUAACUUUUUAUAACAGUAGCAAAAACAACAUAAACAAUAACAAAACCAUUUCAUUUCGGACAUUAAAGGUCUCUAAAAUGUUUUUGUUGCAAUUGUUGUUAUUCGUAAUGCCACAUUGUUGUUUAGGUUUAGUGGAGUUUGAAAUAUGUAGAUAUGUAAUUAAAGUUCGCGCGCUGGUCGUUGGCCACUCAGUUAUGAAUUUUCUGAUUUCACGCACUCAUCAACGGACUCGCAUAAACGCACCAUUACAAUAAUUUACAUUUAAAAUCAAAACCGAAAAAUUUACGCCUGCUGUAUUAUAAAGUGGAUUGUGCAUUAAUUCAACUGUGUCGCUGGCCAAAAGAGCCAAAUUAUUUCUGAAAAAUCUUGUUUUAGGACCUCGAAAAUAAGACAGCAGCAGCUUUAAAAAACAAAGAAAUUUGUCCGCGUGUGACACGAACUUAUAACGAGAAAUCUGUACAUUUUGUAAUAAAGAACCUAUGAAUCAACGAUUAGCAAUGCUGCAAUUCAAUUUCAUUAGGCAGGAAGUCUGCUCGAAUUCCAUAUCCGAUUUGAAGGUGGAUGCAUCCUUUCGAAAAAUUGUAAAAAAUGCAAUUUGCUUCCAUAUUUGGAAAAUUGAAGAGGAUCGUCUGGAAGCCGAGCCAAAAGCACAGUAUGGAAAUUUUAUCGACGACUGCGCGUAUAUUAUUUACGCGGCUGCGCCAAAAGGAUCCUACGUUAAUCAGGAAACUAUAACACGUGAAACAAAGUCCGGAACUUACUUAGAACGCUUCAUACACUUCUGGCUGGGCGAGAAGGUUUCCGAACAGAAGCGUUCUAAUGUCGCGCAUAAAAUACAAGAGCUCGAUUCCUACUUCAACAAUGUUGCCAGCGAAUAUCGUGAGACACAAGGCAAUGAGAGCGCGCGUUUUUUGUCCUAUUUCAAAAAGGGUUUUACGUACGUACAUUUUCUUUGGUAUUAUGAAAAAGCAGUUUCUUAUCAAUCUGCAUUACUAUAGCAUCCUUUCAAGCAACUUGAUUGGUUCUAAAAGCAGCAAUCGUCUCUAUCAGCUGCAUGGUCGCAAAUGGUUGCGUUGCAUAGAAAUGGACAGUAUCUCAUGGGAUUACUUUGGUUCCGACUACAUUAUGCUGUUGAAAACCGAAACAUAUGCUUUCGUUUGGAUCGGCCGUUCGAGUAGUACAGCCGAACGCCGCAGUGCGCUUGACUGGGUUACAAAACUUGGCGUGAAUGCAUCCAAUGUAAUUAUUGUGGACGAUGGUUAUGAGCAGUCGUUGCCGGAAAAGCUGAAAAAUCAGUGGAAUUCUUUUCUACCGCUAAGUCAGCGUGUUGUCAGUCAAGUUUCAGCAACACCAGACAGACAGCAGAACAACAAAAUCAAAAUAUAUAAAUGUGGUUAUAGAGGUACGCGUUUACAUUUGGAUCAGCUUGAUGUGGUCAUACCAACCAAAGAAGACCUAAGUGACACGAGCACUGCUUAUGUUUUGGAUGGUUGUUUGCAAGGUAUCUGGCUGUGGGUUGGAAAUAUGGCACCACAUCAGGAUAAAAUAAGCGCCAUGGGGAAUGGUCGAGCUUUUGUUAAAAAG